Pongo pygmaeus (Bornean orangutan) is the source of this 5271-nucleotide messenger RNA. RefSeq names its product UBA domain containing 2 (gene UBAC2). Gene Ontology annotation, molecular function: serine-type endopeptidase activity; protein binding. NCBI's taxonomy places the organism in Eukaryota, Metazoa, Chordata, Mammalia, Primates, Hominidae. The record is from RefSeq and is a predicted model, not a curated record. Bases 3000 to 4178 code for a protein of 392 amino acids. The transcript has 9 exons.
CAAUCCUCCUGCCUCAGCCACCCAAGUAGCUAAGACUACAGGUGCACACAACCACGCCUGGCUAGUUUUUAAAAUUUUUUAUUUGUAGAGGUAAGGCCUUCCUAUGUUUCCCAGGCUGGUCUCAAACUCCUGGCCUCAAGGGAUCCUCCUACCUCAGCCUCCAAAAUUCUGGGAUUACAGGUGUGAGCCACUGUGCCCAGCCCUGUUUCCUAGUAAGUAUUAGUUUUUAUGUAUUAUAUGUUGAAAGUGGAUUUGAAGCAGUGCAAAGUGCAUCUGAAGCCUAUUUUAUCCAAGGAUUGACCACCAACCCUAGUGAUUAUCUACUGAUUUCCCCAGAAGGCUGCUGCCGAGAAUCUCUGGAGAUUCAGAGAUGGACUUCUCAGCCACAAAGUGGAACAGGAUAUCACCUCUAUGCUGGGGGGACAGGAGAUACCAUUUGUACACAGCUCGAUACUUUGGAAGUUUGUGAUUCUUGUUUGUUGUUUUCAGCCUUCUCCACUACUUAGUAAUUUUUAGGAAGAAUUUCAGUCUAUCUCAGCUAUUCAGAAGGAGCACUGUACUAAAGGCAGGCGAAAGCAAGGGGAAGGUGGUUGUUCGGGAUGCUUGGCCAACCAUCUUCCCUCCUGCCUGAAAAAGACUCUCUCCUUUGACCAAAACUCCAGUCAGGCUUCUCUGAGUCCUCUGCUUGACUAGGCCCAAUCUUGGGCUUUUCUCUCUGUCCUUGCAGAGCCCAGUGUGAGCAGGAAUCCUGCUAAGUGGUUCUAGUGAAAAGCCUCUACUCUUGGUUGACCACCCUUGUUAUCUGAUCACCCUGGCCUGCCUUCAGCAGGAAUCCUAUCAGGUCUGUUUAGACAGAAACCCCCUUAUCCUUGGGGCUUCCUCUUAGUCAUUUUCCAUGCGCUGCUUUCCACCCUGCUCCUUGAUUAUAAAUCCCCACGUCCUUGGUAGAGUUGGUGUUGAGUUCAAUUUCUCCCCACUGCAAGGCCCUGCAGUGCCCCUCUACCUAUCACCACGGCCCCCUGGAAUAAAGUCUGCUUUACCAUCUGAUAUGGGUUGGCUGUGUCCUCACCCAAAUCUCAUCUUGAAGUGUAAUCCCCAAGUGUCUAGGGAGAGACCUGGUGGGAGGUGACUGGAGCAUGAGAACAACCAUGUUGUUCCCAUGAUAGUGAAUUCUCAUGAGAUCUGAUGGUUUUACAAGGGGCUCUUCCCCCUUCACUCGGCACUUCUCUCCUGCCACCUUGUGAAGGACGUGUUUGCUUCCCCUUCUGCCAUAGUUGUAGGUUUCCUCAGGCUCCCCAGCCAUGUGGAACUGUGAGUAAGUCAAAACUCUUUCCUUUAGAAAUUACCCAGUCUUGGCCGGGCGUGGUGGCUCACAUCUGUAAUCCCAGCACUUUGCGGGGCCGAGGUGGGUGGAUCACCUGAGGUCAGGAGUUCGAGACCAGCCUGGUCAACAUAGUGAAACCCUGUCUCUACUAAAAAUACAAAAAAUAGCCAGGGUGGUGUCAGGCGCCUGUAGUCCCAGCUACUUGGGAGGCUGAGGCAGGAGAAUCGCUUGAACCGGGGAGGCAGAGGUGUCAGUGAGCCAAGAUCGUGCCACUGCACUCCAGCUGGGGAGAGUGACUCCGUCUCAAAACAAACGAACAAAAAAAGACUGUGAAAAUGAACUUUACGAAUAAAGCCUAAAGAAGCAAAUAAAAGUCAUACUUUUGCCUUCUAAAAAUAAUCGAUGUUAACAUUUUGGCCCACUGGAACCUCUUAGGGACUGUGUUGAUGAUCUACAAAUCACAUAUUUAUCCCACUGGCUGGCACUUAUGAACACUGAAAAUGCUUUUUAUUAUUAUUAUUUUUUAGUACUCCAUAGCCUAUCCCUUUCAUUUAGCUGGGUAGUGUGGUCAAUUUCCCCAUAAUAUGCAUUCUCACAUAAUUGUAUGUAUUUCUGGGGUACAGUGUGAUGUUUCCAUACAUACACACAUUGUGCAACCAUCUAAUCAGGGUAAUUAGCACAUCCAUCACCAAAACACUUGUCAUUUCUUUGUGGUGAGAAUAUUCAAAAUCCUCUCUUCUAGCUAUUUUGAAGUUAACAUUAUUGUUGAGUAUAGUCACCCAAAUGUGCAAGAGAAUACCAAAACGUAUUCCUCCGAACUAUAACUUUGUGUCUGUUGACUAACCUCUCCCCAUCUUCCUCCCCACUAACUCUCCUCUGUACAAGAAUAACCACUCUUUUACUCUCUACUUUCACGAGAUCAAUUAAAAAAAAAAAACUUUUUAAAACAACUGCACGAUAAAUUUUCAGGCUCACACUCAUUUAAAGCCGUGACUUUGGCGAAGAGUAACUUCAUUCUGCUGGGGGAAAAAUUUUAAAUGGCCUGAGUCCGGAAGCUCGCCAGCGCAGAAGUGCAGGGUCGCUCCGCCGGGCUCGCCGAGCCGGGGACCCCCAGCCACCCGCCACCACGGCGGGGAGGGCAGGGUGCUGACUCCCGGGACCACGACACUCGGCCCCGGUGGUGGGGAUUCCGCGCGGGACCCACGCGGGAACAAAGAGGCGGCUGGACGGCCCAGCUCUCCGCACCCGGAAGGACCUGUUCCACCUCUCCGGCUCCUGUACCCCUCUAUCCGCAUCUGAGUGACCAGAUCCCACUGCAGUCAACAGCCCUCGGGGUAGCCAGCUUCGAGGGACCGCCCGGAAAGACACAACGCGCGUGGAUGGCACCGGGCGUCCAGCCUCGGGAGAGAUUAGAGGUGGCGCUCCUGCUCAGCGCCGGCAAUCCAGGGGAAUCCGCGGCCAUCGGGGAUCCACCAGGGGUGAGGCGGCACUGAGCACAACUGUGAGACUCUCGGGAGCUACGCCUCCGCUGCCCCAGUGCCACCCGUUUUUACUUCAGGCGGUUCUGACCGCCGUCGUUUCAACCUGGAGAGGUGGGCCCUCCCCUACGGACGCACUUCCCUUCCCCGGCAGGAAGGAAGGCGCUGACCCAGGGUGCACACGCCCCUGGCUGCGCAUGCGCCGUUCGUCAGCGGCGAGUGGCCUCGCUGCGCCGGAUUCGUCGCUCCGCCAGGAGUGCGCCUGCGCGGUCGCUGGGGCUCGCACUUCAGCUUCCCCUCCCCUUGGCCCCCUCGGGGGCUCCGAGCCCGGCGGGACCAUGUUCACCAGCACCGGCUCCAGUGGCCUCUACAAGGCGCCUCUGUCGAAGAGCCUUCUGCUGGUCCCCAGUGCCCUCUCCCUCCUGCUAGCCCUCCUCCUGCCUCACUGCCAGAAGCUCUUUGUGUAUGACCUCCACGCAGUCAAGAACGACUUCCAGAUUUGGAGGUUGAUAUGUGGAAGAAUAAUUUGCCUUGAUUUGAAAGAUACUUUCUGCAGUAGUCUGCUUAUUUAUAAUUUUAGGAUAUUUGAAAGAAGAUAUGGAAGCAGAAAAUUUGCAUCGUUUUUGCUGGGUUCCUGGGUUUUGUCAGCCUUAUUUGACUUUCUCCUCAUCGAAGCUAUGCAGUAUUUCUUUGGCAUCACUGCAGCUAGUAAUUUGCCUUCUGGAUUCCUGGCACCUGUGUUUGCUCUGUUUGUACCAUUUUACUGCUCCAUACCAAGAGUCCAAGUGGCACAAAUUCUGGGCCCGUUGUCCAUCACAAACAAGACUUUGAUUUAUAUAUUGGGACUGCAGCUUUUCACCUCUGGUUCCUACAUCUGGAUUGUAGCCAUAAGUGGACUUAUGUCCGGUCUGUGCUACGACAGCAAAAUGUUCCAGGUGCAUCAGGUGCUCUGCAUCCCCAGCUGGAUGGCAAAAUUCUUUUCUUGGACACUUGAACCCAUCUUCUCUUCUUCAGAACCCACCAGCGAAGCCAGAAUUGGAAUGGGAGCCACGCUGGACAUCCAGAGACAGCAGAGAAUGGAGCUGCUGGACCGGCAGCUGAUGUUCUCUCAGUUUGCACAAGGGAGGCGACAGAGACAGCAGCAGGGAGGAAUGAUCAAUUGGAAUCGUCUUUUUCCUCCUUUACGUCAGCGACAAAACAUAAACUAUCAGGGCGGUCGGCAGUCUGAGCCAGCAGCGCCCCCUCCUCUAGAAGUUUCUGAGGAACAGGUCGCCCGGCUCAUGGAGAUGGGAUUUUCCAGAGGUGAUGCUUUGGAAGCCCUGAGGGCUUCAAACAAUGACCUCAAUGUCGCCACCAACUUCCUGCUGCAGCACUGAUAGUCCCAGGCCAACACUGGGACCGGACCGGCAGCCGAGUGACAGUGCGUGGUCCCCACCAUCAGAUUAGCCCGGGGACCGAGCACCUCUGGUGCUGAUGUUCUUGUGGGAAGAGGGAGGUUCCACCGCACCCCUGCCCUCAACCGCAAGACUGUUGCCGUUUUAGUGUGGAGAUAAGUUUGCCAUUACAUUAGCAUGUAUUUUCUAUCUAUAUUUUUUAUUGGGCAUUUUCCCUAGGUUGGAGAGUCAUCACUCGUUUUGAAUGUGUUUAAAAUGCAUUAAAAUGGAAGAUUUCUGCAGGCAGUUGAAUGGCACUCCAGAUGGGGAAUUGCUGUAACCCUCUUACUGUAACAUGUCAUCUCCUGCGUCGUGAUGGGGAGAGGGUAAUGUUAUUUCACAAAGGACAUGUCAGAUCCUUCUUCAUGGACUUUUUUAGUUACUGUUUUUUCUCUCCAACUUGUUUUCUAAUCUCCUGGGAUUGAGGGAUAAACGGGGAGCUGAAUCCUCCCCCGAGCUGUUCCAGGCCAGAGGACUCUGCAGUACCUUCUCCUACAUCUAGUAACAAAGAAUGGUGAUAACCAUGCACUGGUUCAAGGUUCUGGAGUUCUCCAUGAAACUUGGGUUAAUUUUGCUCAGAGUAUCCAGAGUUAGCCACUAGGCUGCGGGUGAAAUGGGAUGGAGAAGAAGAACAGCAGGCUUUCUGGAGCCACAUGGGCUGACUAGGGCACUCUGUGGCUGGCCUGGCACGGGCUCAGCCCAGGAAGAGGAGAAAUGAUCCCUUGCCUGCCACUCCCUGUGGCAGGGCUAACUGCCUGGCCCUCCUGGCUCGCAGCCAGCCAGCCCCCUGGCAGCAGGUUCUCCUCAGGGCUUGGGUCUUCAACCUCUGGCGACAGGAGGCAGGGCAGACUGUGGAGGACAGGAUGCAGGUCAGGGAGAGGGAAGGCAGGGGUGGACCGUCAUGAGCAUGAAAAGACCCGAAGCAAGUUGACUCUUGCAAUGUGCAACUGUUAUGUUCUGCAAAAUGAGCAACGAUGUAUCAAAUUGAUGCAAAUUUAGAUGUUGAUACUUACAAUAAAGUUUUUAAUGUGUUUUA